AAUAUCUUGUCCACAACAAAUUACUAAGACUUACACGUAAUCAUCACCGCCAUUGAAAUAAUCAAAUAAAGUUUCCAUCUUUCUCCUUUUUAGCCACAAAAAUUAAUCAGAAACCAAACAGAAAUGGAUUCUGUUACUACUUCUCUAAAAACAACAUCCUCUCUUCUUCACCCACUUCGUUAUCUUUCUCAUUCUGUUACCGUUAAAUCUUUCUCCAGAUUACCUGUACCAUACAAACGCUGUCGUUUUGACAGCAUCAAAGUCUCGAGAAGGGGUGGUGUUGUUGUUGUAAAGUCUGCUGUUGACAACGUUAGUCUCCUGGACUCACUUCCGUCUGUAAAUGGAAAAACUGAGCUUGUUGCUUCUUUGAAGCUCAAAUUGCUGAGUAGUGUUUCUGGUCUGAACAGAGGUCUUGCUGCUACUGAAGAUGAUCUACAGAAGGCAGAUACUGCUGCUAAGGAGCUUGAAGAUGCAGGAGGACUUGUAGAUCUUUCAGCUGAUAUUGAUAAGUUGCAAGGAAGAUGGAAGCUGAUAUACAGCAGUGCGUUUUCAUCUCGUACUCUAGGCGGGAGUCGUCCCGGGCCUCCCACUGGAAGGCUGCUUCCAAUAACUCUAGGCCAGGUUUUUCAACGGAUUGAUGUCGUAAGCAAUGAUUUCGACAAUAUAGUAGAGCUUCAAUUAGGUGCUCCGUGGCCAAUACCGCCUCUGGAAGUGACCGCCACUUUAGCCCACAAAUUUGAACUUAUCGGAUCUGCAAAGGUCAAAAUAACUUUUCAGAAAACUACUGUGAAGACAACCGGAAACUUAGCCCAACUUCCGCCAUUGGAUAUACCUCAACUCCCCGAAGCAUUAAGGCCUCAAUCCAACACUGGAAGCGGUGAUUUCGAAGUAACCUACGUUGAUGCUGAUACUCGUAUAACCAGGGGAGAUAGAGGAGAGCUAAGGGUAUUUGUUAUCGCAUAGUUUCGUAACUCAUGCAGUUUCUUUACCAUCCCAUACAAAUACAAUUUGAGGAAGUUUGUAUAUCAUAAGCAUCUUUUAUGUCCGUUCGGCUUCUGCUAUUUUGUUGUGUAUAUGUAUGGCCACUUGAAAAUGAAUCAUAGUACAACUGUAUAUUUCUUUUUAGCAUUACA
Molecule: messenger RNA, 1133 nt
Organism: Mercurialis annua (annual mercury)
Lineage: Eukaryota; Viridiplantae; Streptophyta; Magnoliopsida; Malpighiales; Euphorbiaceae
Product: plastid-lipid-associated protein 6, chloroplastic
Exons: 4
Coding region: 124-963 (279 amino acids)
Source: RefSeq, a predicted model, not a curated record